This is a messenger RNA of Tachysurus fulvidraco (yellow catfish), 1836 nucleotides long. It is a transcript of the gene stoml1, whose product is annotated as stomatin (EPB72)-like 1. Lineage: Eukaryota; Metazoa; Chordata; Actinopteri; Siluriformes; Bagridae. The transcript has 6 exons. Gene Ontology annotation, cellular component: plasma membrane. The record is from RefSeq and is a predicted model, not a curated record. Bases 181 to 1401 code for a protein of 406 amino acids.
AAACUUCUACCCUUCCUAGUGCAAUACAGAAUAGUGUAAUGGGAUUCGGUAUUUUUCUAAACACGGAAGUGGUGUUUAUGUUAAGGAUGAAAAAGUAGUUAGGUUCGCUACCGUUAACACAUUAAAGAAAUUAUACAGUUAUUAUUAUUAAAGAAAUUAUACAGUUAUUAUUGGCGUAAAAUGUCGCGUUAUAACUAUGAGAUUCUUCCACAGAGAGAUGACAGACAUUGUAUCACUCCUGGUCUGUUUACAUCCGGACAGUCUCAAUAUAACAGCGGCUUCUCCUUUGACUUUGUCCCUAAAAUCAAAAACAACGAUUUUACAGAUGAAAGUCAAGGAUUGGUAUCACGGCUGUGCAACUUAGUGGUUAUAUUCCUAGUUUUUCUUUGUACGCUCAUGACAUUUCCAAUAUCUGCAUGGUUUGUUUUGAAAACAGUGCCCAACUAUGAGAGAAUUGUUAUAUUCCGCCUGGGUCGCAUCCGACCUCCAAAGGGUCCAGGAGUGGUUUUGGUGCUUCCGCUUAUUGACCAGUGGCAAAGGGUGGAUCUAAGAACUAGGGCUUUCAACAUCCCACCAUGCAAGGUGACAACUAAAGAUGGUGGCCUAGUGUCUGUCGGAGCAGAUAUCCAGUUUCGGAUCUGGAAUCCCCUCAUGUCUGUGGUGGCAGUGCAGGAUUUAAAUGCUUCUACACGCCUUACUUCACAGAAUGCUAUGACUCAGACCCUGGGCAAGAGGACAGUGAGAGAGAUACAGACUGAGAGAGUCAAACUGGGUGAGCACCUCGGGAUGGACAUAAAUGAUAUGACAAAGCCUUGGGGUUUGGAGGUUGACCGGGUCGAGCUGACCCUGGAAAGUGUUCUCCGUGCCCCAGAUGAGUCUCACUCAGGGCCAUUCAUCAUGCCUCCCUCUGUCCCUGGCCUAGAGGGUUUGACUGGACCUAUACAGCAGCUUGCCAUGCACUUUCUUGGGCAAAGUACAGCAGCUGCUAAAGAUGCAGUGCUCUUCACUGACGAGUUGAGCACAGAGGCUCCAGAAACUAAAAGCAGCAGUUUGAUAGAGGAGCUCCUGGUAGCUGUGAGACUGGUUCUGUCUGAGAGCUUGGUUAGGCAAGUGGGAGCCUGCUUCCAGUUUUACAUCAUUACCAGCACUGGCCAGACCAGGAGCUACUAUGUAGAUCUAACUCAAAAUAGUGGAACAUGUGGUGCAGGUGAGGCAGCAAAGCCAGAUGUGUGUCUCAGUAUGAGUGAGCAAGAUAUGAUGGCUAUGUUCCAGGGCAGCCUUGGGCCAGUCGCAGCAUAUAGCAGUGGCAGUUUGAGAGUUCAGGGAGACUUAAACACUGCCAUGAAAUUAGAUGCACUUGUUAAACUCAUCAAAACUCCAAUGAUGUCCAGUUAUACUUGAAUGUAAUGUGGCCACUACCCACAAAUUUGUGUUUAUAGUUUCAAAAUGUAAACAAUUGUUGCGACUUAAAUAUUUAUCAUAGCUAAAUGAUAUAUUAAUAAAUAUAAUUGGGUUACUGUAAUAUAUAUAUUAAUAAUAAAAAAUAAGCAUCUGGGUUAAUAAUAUCCAUUGAGGACAUACCUUAAAGUUUUCAUUGUGAAUUCAAUAGAAAAAAUGCUGAAAAGAUUUUGUCUGUGAAACUAAAACAGGAUGUUUUUUAUUGCACUGUUUAAAAAUACUACUGUAAGUAUAUUUGUAAGUAAAUGUUAAAUAAAACAUUUUAGGUAUUUAAUGAUUUUUAUUUUGUAGUAUGUGUAUUAUAUAUUUCAGUUGCAUGAUCACAUUUCAUGUAUGUUAAAAUAUUUUCUUUAUAAUAAAUUGAAAAUCACAGUUUGA